AUGUUCCCCACCGCUUCCCUCCUCGCACUCUCCUACGCCGCUGUGGUUUACGCUCAGCAGGCCGGCACGCUCACGGCUGAGACUCACCCCAAGCUCUCGGUCUCAACCUGCGCGUCUGGCGGCUCUUGCACUUCCACCACACAAUCGGUCGUUCUUGACGCUAACUGGCGCUGGGUCCACUCGACUUCGGGCGCCACAAAUUGCUACACGGGUAACACCUGGGAUGCCACUCUCUGCCCCGACGACACAACUUGCGCGGCCAACUGCGCUCUGGACGGAGCCGACUACUCUGGCACCUACGGCAUCACUGCUUCCGGCAAUGCGCUCACGCUCCAAUUCAAGACCGGCUCGAACGUUGGCUCGCGUGUCUACCUCAUGGACUCGUCCGACUCGAAGUACCAGACCUUCAACCUCAAGAACCAGGAGUUCACUUUCACGGUCGACAUGUCGCAGCUUCCCUGCGGUCUCAACGGCGCGGUCUACUUCUCCCAGAUGGACGCUGAUGGCGGUGUUGCGCGCUUCCCGACCAACAAGGCCGGCGCCAAGUACGGAACGGGCUACUGUGACUCUCAGUGCCCGCAGGACAUCAAGUUCAUCAGCGGCAAGGCCAACGUCGACGGCUGGGUGAAGUCUUCCAACAACGCCAACACCGGUACCGGUACAUACGGCACUUGCUGCACGGAGAUGGAUAUCUGGGAGGGUAACUCCAUGGGUGAGGCCUACACCCCGCACGUCUGCUCCGUCACUCAGCAGACCGCCUGCACUGGCGAUGACUGCGGCAACGGUAGCGACAACCGCUACGACUCGCUUUGCGACAAGGACGGAUGCGACUUCAACUCCUUCCGCAUGGGCAACAAGUCUUUCCUCGGCCCUGGUCUUACCGUCGACACCUCGAAGCCCAUCACGGUCGUCACGCAAUUCGUUACCGCCGACGGCACGUCGAGCGGUGACCUCUCUGAGAUCCGCCGCUUCUACGUCCAGGGCGGCAAGGUCAUCCCCAACUCGAACUCGACCAUCUCCGGCGUCACCGGCAACUCGAUCACCGACAGCUUUUGCAAUGCUCAGAAGACGGCCUUUGGCGACGAGAACCAGUUCGAGGCCAAGGGUGGACUGAAGACUAUGGGUCAGGCCUUCGAGAAGGGCAUGGUCCUCGUCCUCUCGCUUUGGGACGACUACGCCGUCAACAUGCUCUGGCUUGACAGCGACUAUCCGACCACCGAGCCUGCAACGCAGCCCGGUAUCGCCCGCGGCAAUUGCUCGACCUCCAGCGGUGUGCCCGCCGAUGUUGAGUCGCAGAGCGGCAGCGUCAAGGUCAUCUACUCGGACAUUCGCACUGGUCCCAUCGGCUCGACGUUCAGCGGCUCUUCCAGCGGUGGCGGCAGCAGCAGCGGUGGCGGCAGCACGGCGCCCUCGCAGACCACAACGUCUUCUGCUCCCGCUGGCACCGGCGCCGCGCACUACGCCCAAUGUGGUGGUACUGGAUGGAGCGGUGCGACCACUUGCGUCUCGCCCUACACGUGCACGGUCCUCAACCAGUACUACUCCCAGUGCUUGUAG
Molecule: messenger RNA, 1557 nt
Organism: Peniophora sp. CBMAI 1063
Lineage: Eukaryota; Fungi; Basidiomycota; Agaricomycetes; Russulales; Peniophoraceae
Source: the annotation of a GenBank genome assembly